Messenger RNA from Pleuronectes platessa (European plaice), 2204 nucleotides. RefSeq names its product ferric-chelate reductase 1b (gene frrs1b). The transcript is spliced from 16 exons. The record is from RefSeq and is a predicted model, not a curated record. Bases 40 to 1872 code for a protein of 610 amino acids. Gene Ontology annotation, molecular function: oxidoreductase activity, acting on metal ions. Lineage: Eukaryota; Metazoa; Chordata; Actinopteri; Pleuronectiformes; Pleuronectidae.
AGAGGACCUGCCCUCUGGGGGCCAACAGGACUACUCUCUAUGUACAGGGUGGAGCUGCACUGCACAAACUGGCAACACAGGGGGGAGGCAUCAGCAAUGUGGCGUCUAUACUUCACACUUGCAGCACUGACCUGGUGUGUGGACUCAGUCGGCGGGUUCAGUAACGGGAAGGUGGGUGUAGCCUGUGGAGACAUGGAACCUCAACAUGGUCAUGAGCCCAGAUCAGACCCUCCUCCAUACACGGUCAGUGUGGACAAAUCCACGUUCAGUCCUGGUGAAAACAUCACAGUUUCUUUGCAAGUGGCCUCCUCUGACCCAACGUUCUUCAAGGGGUUCCUGAUGGAAGCACGGGAUGCUGGGAAAUUGGACUUCCCAGCGAUAGGAUUCUUCAUCCUGACGGACCCUCAUCAGUCCCAGCUGUUACAGUGUGGCCACACUCAGGGAUCUGGGGUGAGCCACAAGAGAAACACAAAAAAGACCCAGGUCCUGGCAGUUUGGGAGUCACCAGAGAAGCCUCCACAAAGAGUCCAGUUUCUUGUGACAGUGGUACAUGACUAUAAGGUUUACUGGGUGAAGAUUGCAGGUCCUGUGGUGUCACUGAGAGGAAUGACUGCUGCUCCAACCACAGCAUUAUCUCCUCAAACCACCAGCCCUACUGCUCUGUCCACACAGUUUAGUUCAGUGGGGUGUGGCCACAGUAAAUCUUGCCUCAGAGACCCAGUGGGCUGCGACCCAGAGUCAGAUCCCCACUGUUUCUUCCUGUCGUUUACCACUGAUGAAGCAGGACGGAGUGUGAUGUUUGAACUUAGUGGGCCUACUGAGGGUUACAUGUCCUUUGCCCUGUCCCACGAUAAAUGGAUGGGGAAUGAUGACAUCUAUCUCUGCGAGAAUGACAGAGGCAGUGUAACCAUCAGUGCUGGAUAUGUCUCUGGACGAACUCACCCUGAGCUGGCAACAGAGGAGGCUCUGUGGGGGCAGGCCUGGAGACUGGUCGAGGGAGUCAUCCAGUGUCGUUUCCACAGAAGCAUCCACCUACAUAACAGAUUCAACUUAAACCAGAGCUACUUCCUGUUUCUGGCACAUGGUAGAUCUCACCAUGGUUUGAUCUACAAACACCAUCAUCAACCUCUCAUCUCCACCAUGCAGAAGGUGAUUACUGGACUUCCGGAGGUUCUCAGUGGCUCGCGCUCCCCCCUGCUAAUCAAGUUCCAUGGUGUGUUCAUGCUGACCGUCUGGAUGUGGAUAGUGAGCACAGCCGCCCUCAUUGCUCGCCACUACAAAGACUUUUGGCCCGACACAACAGUGCUGGGACGACGGCUCUGGUUUCAGCUCCAUCGAACCAUGAUGGUCUUGGCUGUCGUCCUAACUAGUGCAGCCUUCACUCUGCCUUUCAUAUACAGGAGGGGAUGGAGUAAGGGUGCAGGCUCUCACCCUUACAUAGGCUGCAGCGUCAUGGCUCUGUCUAUCAUCCAACCAAUAAUGGCAAUUCUCCGACCAGUUCCAGAGUCCCCUAGGAGGAUCAUUUUCAGAUGGCUUCACUUUGGAGCAGGCACUGCUGCCCAGAUACUUGCCACAGUGUGUGUAUUCCUUGGUGCUGCUCAGCAGGCGCUGCUGUUACCCAGUCCCUGGUCUCCUGCGUUGCUAACUGGAUGGCUGCUGUGGAUCAUGAUGGUAGACCUGCUGCUGCUAAUCCACCAGUGCAGGCUCAGAGGCAACAGCAGCUGUGAUGAUAAAGAGAAUAUUUCAUUUGCUCAGCUUGACACAUUGCAGCAUGGAGAGAUUUCCAAAGAAAAGAAGAUGGUUUUAGUUGUGUUCCUGAUAGGAAAUACUGGGUGUCUGGCUGCAUUUAUAAAAACUAUUGCAAUUUUAUAAUUAUUGGACAAAUGAUCGCCCUACAGGCUAUGUUGUAAUUGUUGUGUGAUUAAGUGUUAUUAAGUCAUGGCUUUAUUGAUGUUUUUGGUAUUGAUAUUUGAUAGUUGGGUGAAAAUAAUUAACUUGUCGAAUCUUGUGUAUCAUCACAGUAGCCCAAACUGUUCUUAAACUAUGUAACAGUGAUUCUAUCAUUAAAACAAUUUCACUCAUGCAUUAAUUAAUAGUUUCUCGUAAAGCAGGAGAUUCUGCAUCUACUUUUGUUAUUAUGAUGUGUCAGUGAUGACAUGUAACAGCUGUUGUUCACCCUGACAAGCGCUAAAGAACGUGAUAGU